UAUUAACUAUUUUUUAAUCUCACAAUUCUAUUAAGUAACAAAUAAAAGUUCUUUUUCAGAAAAGAAUAGUUCGAAAAAAUUUUUAUAGAAUAAUUCAAUAUAUUAAUAAUUCUUCUUUUUUUAUUUCAAACUUGUUCUAGGAAAUAGCAGUGCACACACAAUCAUGUUCAUUAUGGAGGACAAACUGCAAGUUUUAGCAUCGUUUCACACAGCGCAGCAAUGUAUUCAACAGGGUAACAACAAGCGAUCGAGGAUAUGCACCUGCUUUGCUGUGUGAUCCUCUUUGAUGUCAUUCCCUGGACUUUGAGUGUCACAAGAAGAGCAGGCGAGAGAAAGAGAGAAAACGCUGAGGGAGCAACAUCGCGAAAAAAGCGCCUUUCAAAGCGGAUACUCGCUUCCUCCUUGGCGCAAGAAUGAAACGUUUCGCCUUUUCACGCAUUUACCCGAAUACGCGUGUCGAUACUUCGCAUUCUACGAUACGCAAAGCAAUUCUCUACAAGUGAAGUUGUCUGCAAGAUCACUAACAACGAAAUUAUCGCUUCAUUCAAUGGCAAGAUGUGAAAAGGAGAUAGAAAUGACAAAAAACGCGCAAGUGUUCCUGAAGUCGACUAAUAAUCACCAUGUCAUUUACUUCAACUUGACUUUAACGCAUAUUUCAAGGACCAACGAGUCUUCGAGUGACGCAUCAUCGCGGAUAAUUGUUUUGCAACAGCUGCAGUGCAUUUCACAUCGCAACCACUUAUCGUCCUCGCGAGAGCAAUUUUUGUGCGAACGCACGAGCGGCGUCCCCAGCGAAUAGAAAAGAAACUAAAUACUAGAAGCUAAAACUUCAGCCCCGCAACUUUAAGUCCCUCGUGAAUAAUCACCGGCCUAGGGGCGAAAGUCUCGGCAUACAUAACAGGCCAUGGUAGUCGACCGAUGACCGGCGCAGCCAGCCAAAAGAUUGCAGAGAAUCCGUCCGAGCGACGAGAUAAAUUCCCUCGCGUGUGCCGCGCGGACGUGCAAAACAAAUUAGAAGAGAAAGACAAAACAAAAUAGAGAGACUGAGGAGGGGAAAAAGAAGAGAAGAAAAAAAUAAAAAAAAAAAAACGAAAGGACGGAGCUUGAAAGUACGAGAGGUGGUCGUCCGAGCACGCUGAUAAACGCUGAGUAAUGGGGACGCAAAUUGCGUGCGAGGAAUACCGCGUGAGAAAUGAGUGCCCGAUGCAAAUUCUUCCGGCCGCGAGGGCGACGCGACGACCGAUGCUGCCGGACGCUGUAAUUCCUUCUAAACGGCACGACGCGAUCGCGGACGGGUCCACGAAGCUGACCGUUCCUCGUCGUAUCCGUGACGAUCCGACGAGAGACGUGUAAUUUCCGGGAGAACUUGCCAAUUAGUAAACCGCCCCGGUGGAGAAUUUCCGUUAAGUUAAUACAACAUCGAGUAUCAAUACACCGGAAAUCAUAGACGUUACGUUAUUAUAGCAUCGAUAACUCUCGAUACGGUCUUCGCUAUGAACCAAGAAGAUAUACAAUCUGCGAGAUACUGACACAAAUGGUCUUUGCGAACCAACGUGUAUAUACGAAAUUUUCGGCGCAGAUUAUUCUCCAACGUCAACAGCUCUUAACCCUGAUCUCACGAUGCAGCAGCGUGACGAUAUUACGUCUCUCUAUAGUCUUCGUGAUAUUACGAGCCGACGUGUACAAACUUCGCGGUACUACAAACCAACGUGUAUAGUCUUCACAAUAGAGAGUGACUCGGCGAGUCCGUAAGGCGUCUGUCGGUCUUCCCGGAGUUUCUGCGGCAUCAAUUACACCUCGCUUCCCAGGUUUGUUCCCCGGGAUUGAUGCAGACUCUUUGCCGGCAGAGUGACUGUGCGAUUAUUCGAGAAACGUAUAGUUCCGCUUUAACUAGAGGAAGCGACUUUGCGUCGCGUCGUCCUCGAGAUCAGAUAUAUCUCCGCGCAUCUUAUACCCUAUCGUACAGCGCAUCUUUCUAUAAUACUGAGUUAUUAUAACGUAAUAAUAUAAAUAUAAGAACAUCAAAACUAAUUUUUCAUUAUUGAUCUCGAGUUAAUAAAAACGAUCGAAGAUGCUUGUUAAGAGAUGCUGGCUAGAAAUAAUUUUCCAGUGAUAAAAUCUAACGGAAAAAAGAGUUUUUAUAUUAUAUAUAUAUAAUAUCAAUAAAAAUAAUUUUAUAAUUAUUUGAACAAUUUCUCUCGUAUUAUUAUACGAAUAUUAAUACAAAAAGUUCAUCAAGCUAGACGAAAGAAAGUGAUUAUGUGUUUAGUGACAACAAGGUUUUGAUCUCAAAAUCCACAACGGAAGAAACGAUCUAAAGAAAGUGCGGGUGCUUCAAGAUGAGAUAUCUCACGGUGUAACGUAUCAAGGAUUAAGGCAAACUCCUUGAAACGGACCCUCGGAUUUGCCUACACGAUAGAAAGAACGUCGAGUGGCCAAGUCAUAGUCGCAAAAGUCGAGUAAAAUCCUCCUGCUCGAAACUUUCCUUGAGUAACGUCAAAGAUCAAACAAAGGAUCAAAUAGUCACGAGGAAGGGCGCGCGUAUCUCGCGAAAGUUUCACGCGAAAAGGAAGAGAACAAGAGAGGGAGAGUCGCGUGCUGAUCCUUUCGAGAGGCUGCGCUGAUCGUCGCGGACAAUCGACCGCUUAUCGUGAUCCGCUCUUUGUAAUACACCACAUACCGUGCGCGGAAAAAGUAGACGAGACAAGUGGCGCAGGAAAGGGAUGAUGGCGGGCGCGGGGGUGGGCGGCGUCGGCGGUGCCGGGAUGCUGAGAACCAGGCGGAGGGAUGUCAGCGUCAAGCCAAAUAGAAAACUCGACCGGAAGUCCUCAAGGGGGAUGAUUUACGAGAACGAGGAACUCAGACUGAGAACCAUUCACAUCAAUGCCGAGGUGGAGCAAGGUCAAAACGAUAUCAAGAAGCUGCGCAGGGAAAACGAGCAACUACGUAGGGAAAUAUGGAGCCUCAGGGAUGAAUACGACAAGCUCGAGGAAAUUCUGAAGAGACAGAAAAAUCGCGACGAAAGCGAAGAGUACGAGGAUCGCUCCGAGGAGGAUGACGGCCCGCAGUCGGACUUUUCCUGCGACGAGGAGGAGGAAAAGUACGAGGAAAACGAAAAGGCAGCCGAGGAUUUUAAUCAGGAGGAGCAGUUAGAAAACGCGGAGAAUCAAAAGAUCUCUUCCGAGAAAAUGAGCAGUAGUUUGCAUCGGCUUCACGUGGAGUUCGACGAUCUGUCGGUCGUCGAGGAAGAGGAAGAACUGAAGAGGGAUAAGGAGAGAAAGGACGCGACCCCGUCGGAUGAUGGUCAGAGAAACGAGGCCGCUCGGCACCCACCCCCGCCGAUCCUCAGCCCCCGGCAACUUCACGAUAACAUCCCAUUUUAUCCGGCCACGUACGAACCGACGAGUAGUUUUAGCGGAACCAGUUAUUACACCGAGUGCCCGUUUGAAUUCCCGGGUACGAUCGAUUUAAUGCUGGCCGCGGAUACGUCCGCCUUAUUGGUUUCGCCCUGCUCAGGAUUACAGUCCGAUCCAUUGAUCCCGCCGGUCGGCCUGAACACCGAUCUGGAUCGAGUGACUGAUCCGAUGCUACCUCAAAUUCACGUUCCGCCCGUCGGUUGGCAAAAUGACGUGGUUUCUCAAAAACAACUGCCGAUUUAUACGGGUACGAGCGUCGCUCCCAUCGCGUCAGUAACGAGGAUGCAAAUGAUGAGAAAACCGGAUUCGCAUUUGGAAUAUCAGAAAAUGAUUCCUUCAUCGGGAAACUCGAUAUCUUCCGACGCUUUAAGCUUGUCGAGAAGAAGGAAUGCAAGUACGAAGCAACCCGCGAAAUUCCAAACUAUGUCAGCUAUUCAAGAUUCGCGAAAGCAGCUUUCAAGUUCCGAAGAAACGUUCGGCAAGAAUAUUUGGAACGUCACCGCGAAUUUUAUCGAUGAAAAGCAGGCAAUAAUGAAUGGAGAAAAAGAUGUGCAAAAUUUACGAAUUAAAAAUCAAAAUAUAGGAACUACCGUCGCGUCUACGAUACCGGAGAAGCCAAAACAUUUUUUCGCGCCGCUGUCUUUCAAGCUGAAAAAACAAGAAGAAGAAUCGCCCACCGCGAGUAUGAGUCAUUUUGGAACCGGAACUAGCUCAAGCAGUGGCAAGACAGCUUCCACAGUCAUCUCCAGGACCAAUCCUUUCGUAGCGCAAAAAGGGUCGGCAGAUAUUUACGUGAACGGCGCGAUACCUUGCGAGGAUGAAAAUAAAAAUGAUUCAAAGACAUUCCUGAGUACCGAUAAUCUGUUGAUCGCGGAUAACAGAAACGCUUUAAGUAGUCAAUUGACGAAAUCAUUAUCAUGCCAAAAUCUUUCGAGCGAAUCUCAGAGUAUAGCACAACAAUUAAAAUUCAACCACGUCGAAUCUCAGAUGUUGACAAAAAGCGACAACGCUCUGGACAAUAUAACGAACAAUUCCUCCAGCAAACCGUACAAGAGUCAUCUAAACGUGACACUGAAGGUACCGCGAGCCGAGCGAACACCGAGCCCAGAAACACCGGAGGUUCCCAACCUACCCUCGAUAGAUUACCGCCUCUUCAGGAAUCCCUUCCUGAGAAACUUCGACAAGAUCUGUCCCAGCUAUCAAGUAGAAUCGAAACCUCCUUCUGGCACAGCGCCGCUCUCUAUUCAAGUAAAUGACGAUGCCCUCCCUUAUCAAUAUCCUAUGCCGACUUACGGUCGAGGAGUCCACUUCAGCGAGAAGUUUCGAACUACGCAUUUGCCGGAUCAGAAUCGAUUGCUGAUACCUGGCGAUCAACUGAUAAGCGGUAAACAGGACAUCCAAGUGACUUCCUUCGAGAAACCAAGUCCUUGCACUUUGAUACCUUCCGCUACUCCGUACGAUCUGACCACUCUAAGAAGAUUGAACGCGAAUCGAUACUUUCAAAGUCAGAACUUACAUCAAAACGUUCCGUUUAUACCGCGAGGUCAAUUUUACCCAAGAGGAAGCGAAAUGUUGUACUACGAUAACGUCGCGACGAAAGUACCGGCGCAAACGCAGACUUCGCUCGACGGAGACUCGCAUCACGAAGACGAGGAAACGAUCAGCGCGCCGAAUUCGCCAGACGGACAGACGCGGAAGAAGAUUGUUAAGAAGGACAAAAUUCUAGUCAAGGAUCAGAGACCGCUAUCGCCGGCGGCACAAAGAAGACUGAAGAAGCAGGGCAGUGCCACGUCGACGGAUACGCUCGAUUCGCCGGGAAAAAUGACGCGAAAGAAACCGAGGCAAUUGAGCACGACGACUACGUCUGACGGGCAAGAGGAUAAGAAUGAGAGCAGAUCGUCAUCCUCGGGACAGGACUCGCCGCGCAAGGAUCAGAACCGAAGGAUGUCCGCGUACAUUAAUUCUAAGAGACGAUCGUCUCAAACAUCCUUGAAAACAUCGAGGAGCGGCAGUGUGGACGCAUCCAAGGACAAAUAUACGGAUAGCGCCGCGCUGAAUUUAGAACGCGAAAGGACGAACUCGCGAGAGGUUCUUGCUACUUUCUGGCCCUCAACCGGGAGAGGGCCGAGUCGACUGAAUAAUUCGAAGGACAAAUACCAAGGGGAAAUGCUGAUGGGCCGCUGAAUGAAUUCAGGAAGGAAGACUCCAACCUCCCCGUCGCUAGUGUAAGGACACUGCUAUCGUAACCAGGUCGUAAAACAAGCACAGACAGCGGUAGUACUGUGGCAGUACUAACGCUGUCGCCGGUGUGACAGUUGUAUCUAAACUAGUUCUGCCAAGAGACCAUGAAGGCAAGCCUGCAUCCGCUCUUAAGGCAAAUUUGCUGGGGUUAGCGAGCGUAAGCUUGUCCUAAACACGCGUGCGAAUAAUGGUACGAGUUCUUGAAUUAUAUAGCUCUCUCUAACAGCGAUAAUCUACGAUUAAACUUCUUGAACAACACGAAAGUCUGAAAUACAUCUAAAAUAUCAGGUAAAAUAUUUUUUAGACAUUUAUGUUAUCGUUCUUUAUACAAGUGUCCACUUUUUAUCUAUCUAAAAGAAAUGUAUAUAAUUUAUGUAUUUAAUUUCUUUAAAAAAAAAUACUAUUAUAGAUGUAACGUUUACUUUCUAAUUAUUGUGCAUCAAUUAUUAGUCAUAAAUAUAUUAUUAUUAUAUACGUUGUAAAAUUGGAUUGUAUACGAAAUAUCGUUUCUAGUCAUUUAUUAUUUAUUUAUUAUAGUCAUGCGUUUUAAUAUCUUAAUUUAUAUUAAGGGAAACAAUGCUAGCAAUAUUCUGGCAAUGAGUAUUCCACGCAUUUAUAGACAAACUAACUUUUAAAAUAAUAAUGUUGAGAGAGUAAGGGUGUAUAUAUAAAAGUAAUUUCGUGCCACAUUGAACUAGUAUGUAUCACACAAUACUUGUAUAUUUUGAUAAUUAAUUUAUAUAUAGACAUUUUAAGUGUAAUAUUUAAAGUAUAAAGUAGUUUAUAAUUUCUAUAACAUUUUACGGACAUCUCUACAUGCGCACAUGCUCUU
Messenger RNA from Formica exsecta, 6489 nucleotides. RefSeq lists its product as uncharacterized. Lineage: Eukaryota; Metazoa; Arthropoda; Insecta; Hymenoptera; Formicidae. The record is from RefSeq and is a predicted model, not a curated record. The transcript is spliced from 6 exons. Bases 2724 to 5600 code for a protein of 958 amino acids.